This is a messenger RNA of Colletotrichum spaethianum, 957 nucleotides long. RefSeq lists its product as uncharacterized. The record is from RefSeq and is a predicted model, not a curated record. Bases 1 to 957 code for a protein of 318 amino acids. NCBI's taxonomy places the organism in Eukaryota, Fungi, Ascomycota, Sordariomycetes, Glomerellales, Glomerellaceae. The transcript is spliced from 2 exons.
AUGGCCUCGUCCUCUUCUGCCACUUCGUCAAGCAUCGACAUCACGGGGUGUGACCGGCAGCUGCAGAGCCCCCUGUUCAGCGUCCUCCCCGGCGAGAUCCGCAACGAGAUCUUUGCGCUCGCGCUCAUCCAGUACGAGGAUGACGAGUCGGCGUACCCCGAGGACUCGUUCUGGUACAGGCCGGGGUUCACGGGGCCGAGGAGGAGCAGCAGCAGCCUCCUCCGGACAUGCAAGCUGGUGUACGCCGAGGGCCAGAAGGUGUUUCUGAAGGAGCUCGAGUUUGCAUUCUGGUUUGACCGCGGCCCGGAUGGACGCUCCGGCACCCUCAACUGCAAGCGCUUCUUCAACGAGCUCACACCGCAGCAGUCGGGCGACCUGCAGCGGGUCCGCUUCUUCACGCAGCUGUACUGGCUCGAGGACGGCCGGAACCUGCAGUGGCUGUUUGCGCAGCCGCAGUUCCGGCCCCGGACGCUGACCAUCACGGUGCGGUACUCGGACUGGUGGUUCUGGGAGCAGGACGAGCCGCUGCGCAUGGGGGAGGCGUGGCUGCGCGGGUUCAGGGGGCCGACGGGCCUGCGAGAGCUACGGGUCGAGUACGAGACGCUGGCGGGCAAGAGGGACGAGAUGAUGGCCAUUGUCGAGAGGAACAAGCGGUGGCGGCUCGCCGUCGGGGAACGCGGCGCGGACGGGGAGGAGCAGGAGGGCGGGUACCUGAGCGCCGAGCGGACGAGGCUGGCGGAGUGGCGGUGGAGAGGCACGAGUCGGCUGGGCGGCCAGGAGUGGGCGCACCACGGGGACGGGGACACGGUCGAGUACGUCGUCGUGACGGACACCUGGAGGUUCGUGGAGGGGGCCAUGGACGAGGAGGAUAGGGCGAGGCGCUUUGAUCCGCCCGUUUACAGCGACCGCCCUGGCCGUAGAGCGGGCAGGAUAGGGAGACCGGAGCUGCGUACCUAG